This is a messenger RNA of Leguminivora glycinivorella, 2665 nucleotides long. RefSeq names its product protein hu-li tai shao (gene hts). The record is from RefSeq and is a predicted model, not a curated record. The coding region runs from base 345 to 2663 and encodes 772 amino acids. Gene Ontology annotation, molecular function: actin filament binding. NCBI's taxonomy places the organism in Eukaryota, Metazoa, Arthropoda, Insecta, Lepidoptera, Tortricidae. Gene Ontology annotation, cellular component: postsynaptic density; plasma membrane; cytoskeleton. The transcript has 21 exons.
ACGCUGCGACCGUGCGGCAACGAAACGAAACUACGACAUCGAUCUGGCGGCGGCUGGUUGACGGGCCUGUGCGAGCGAAUUACGGAAAUAAACGCGUUGACGCGUAAUGUCGGUGGUGCUAGUGCAUUAAAAUAUACCGAAUAACGUUCUGUGCAUCUAGAUAUUAUAAUGUUACUUCGUUUAUGUGCUUAGUGUAAGAAAUAUAGCUACUCGCAAAAAGUGAAGUGAUUUGGUGUAGUGUUCUCAGGAAAACCUGACUUAACGCCUUUGGAGUCGACUGCCGGUUGUGCAUGGUGCCAAGAAGACAUCCGUUGGAGUGACAACAGAGAAAAGCUACAGGAGCUAUGGCGGACACUGCCACAGAGCCGCUGCCGAACGGCAACGCGGCGGCCGAGGAGGAGGAAAGAUUGAAGCAGCGUCCAGCAGACAUUGACGCUGAUGUCCGCGAAAUGGAGCGCCGCAAGCGCGUGGAAGCGCUCAUGUCCUCCAAGCUGUUCCGCGAGGAGCUGGAGCGCGUGCUCGACCAGCAGAUGCACGAGGGUGGCGACGCGCCGCUGCUGCAGCGCAUCCGCGAGAUGGUGGGCGGCAGGCUGCACACCGGCACCUUCAGGAGUCCCAGCUGCGUGCUUCCCAUCAACGACAUCCGCGGCAUCGAGGGUUUCGGCUAUGAGAAGGGCGAAAAGAUCCUCCGCUGUAAGCUCGCCGCUUGCUACCGCCUGGUCGACCUGUUCGGUUGGACCCAGACCGGCAUCAACGGUCAAAUCACCGCCCGUCUCAACACCGCCGUGGAACAGGUCCUGACCACCCCUCGGGGUCUUCUUCCUCAUGAGGUCACCGCCUCCUCGCUCGUGAAGGUGGACAUGCAGGGCGUGGUGCAAGACCAGGGGACCACCAACUUCCCCGUCAACGUUGAAGGAUUCUCCCUCCACGCAUCAGUGCACGCGGCGCGGCCGGACCUUCGCUGCGUGCUGCACCUGCGCUCGCCCGGCGCGCUCGCUGUCUCCAGCACCCGGCGCGGCCUGCUGCCCAUCUCCCACGAGGCAGCCCUGCUGGGACCGCUGGCCUACCACAGCGUGCCUCCCGGCCUCCUGGACAACGAGGAGCACGAGAAGAUGGUCCGCGCACUCGGGCCCUCCGCCAAGGUGCUGAUGCUGAGCAGCGCCGGCGCGCUCUGCUGCGGCGCCUCGCUCGAGGAGGCCUUCCACCACGCGCGCCAGCUCACAGCUGCCUGCGAGGUGCAGCUGCGUCUGGCCGCCGUGCCGCAGGACGACCUGCAUCUGCUGGACGAGGAGACCAGGCACAAGAUCUACGAACAGUCGCGCUCCGCGCCGACCGGCGACGCGAAAUGGCGCGUCGGCGGCGAAGAGUUCGAGGCUCUCAUGAGGAUGUUGGACAACGCUGGCUUCCGCACUGGCUACAUCUACCGCCAUCCGCUCAUCAAGAACGAGGUGCCGAAACCCAAGAACGACGUGGAAGUGCCGCCAGCUGUCUCUUCUCUGGGAUACCUGCUUGAAGAGGAGGAGCUCUACCGACAAGGCAUCUGGAAGAAGGGCAGCGGCAAGGUGGGAGAGCGCACGCGCUGGCUCAACUCCCCCAACGUCUACCAGAAGGUGGAAGUGCUGGAGACGGGCACCACCGACCCCAAGAAGAUCACCAAGUGGGUCGACGCUAACAACGAAGAGUGGGUGCAAGAUGGUUCGCCCGCGCAUUCGAGCACGCCGGUCAAAAUUGACACGCUACAGUUUGUGCCUAAGAAUACCAAUCCUAAGGAGUUCAAGGCAUUACAACAGCAGAUCAAGGAUAACCGCCGCGCGGAUAAGAUCAGCGCCGGCCCGCAGUCGCACAUCCUAGAGGGAGUCACUUGGGAUGAAGCCAGCAAACUUGUAGGCGAGGAUGCUGUGAACACACACACCGGGGAUCAUGUGGUCCUAAUGGGCGCAGCGUCCAAGGGCAUCAUCCAACGCGGCCACCAGCACAACGCGACCGUGUACAGCGCCCCCUACGCGCGCAACCCGUUCGAACACGUCACCGACGGCGACAUAGAGGAGUACCGGCGCCAGGUGGAGCGCCGCGCCCGCCCCGACUACGACACGGACCUGUCCGAAUCCGAAGCCAUCAGCGCCGCGCAGAUCACCUCGCCGGCCAGCGCCACCGAAACCGAGGAGGAGUCGCGAGACGAGCACCGCGUCCUCAGAAUAGAGACGAAGCAAGUGCCGGUGAGAAGUCAGCCAGAGGUCGUGUUGAGCGAUGUGGACACGACAGACUUUCUGCAUGCCGAGCGGUCACAUGCCGAUCGGACCCGAGGCUCAAUUCCCAAAGAGCCGCGGGACCCGAACCUCCUGUCUGACGACGAAGUGUUCCUUGACUCGCCAGUCGGGUCCACCGCAUCCUCGGCCGUGAUGUCACCCGCGCCGCCCGUCACUCCCGUGACCGUCGUGCGAGUGCAUGCGGGGGUCGUUAGAGGCGAGCACACCGUCAACGGUGACCACUCCGACGCCCACCAGAGCACUUUCUCUCACAGCAGUAAAGAGGGCUCUCCAUCCAAGGAGGUGUCGACAGAGGAGUCUCCCAAGAAGGACAAGAAGAAGAAGAAGGGCCUGCGGACGCCGUCCUUCCUCAAGAAGAAGAAGGAGAAGAAGAAGGACAAGGCGCAGCCCGCCUAGAG